Messenger RNA from Ostrinia nubilalis (European corn borer), 1472 nucleotides. RefSeq names its product 1-acyl-sn-glycerol-3-phosphate acyltransferase beta-like. Lineage: Eukaryota; Metazoa; Arthropoda; Insecta; Lepidoptera; Crambidae. The record is from RefSeq and is a predicted model, not a curated record. Gene Ontology annotation, molecular function: 1-acylglycerol-3-phosphate O-acyltransferase activity. Gene Ontology annotation, biological process: phosphatidic acid biosynthetic process. Gene Ontology annotation, cellular component: endoplasmic reticulum; membrane. Bases 71 to 916 code for a protein of 281 amino acids. The transcript has 5 exons.
CGAUUAACUCAGUGUGUACGCAAACAUUUAGCGGAUCGAUUGUGUUCCUUAUAAAUAGUUAGUGAUAAGCAUGUGGGACAAAAUGUUCAUGUUAUUUCUGAUGGGUUUGUUUUACCUUUUUUGGAAAGUAACACAAAAGGAGCACAGCAAACAAAAGUUUCAUAUAAAAUUUUUACUAUUUUACAUUUAUUCGUCCGCGUGCGCUUUCUUCGUUUGGCCAUUCUUUCUUUUCAAUCCGAAGAGUGUACAUAAUGCGAGGUUCGGUGCUUGGUUAAUCAAGCCCAUCACAAGGUUCUACGAGAUAGAAUGGGAUCUGCGCAAUGGCAAGGUCUUGGCCGAAGACAGGGGCGCCGUCAUAGUCGCCAACCACCAGUCUAGUUUAGACAUUUUAGGAAUGUUCAACAUUUGGCACGUGGCGUACAAAAUGACAGCGAUAGCCAAAAGCGAGGUUUUCUACGUGUGGCCCUUCGGGUUGUCGGCGUACCUUGCUGGGGUUGUGUUCAUUAACAGGUCCGACGCCAAAAACGCCUACAAGAAGUUGGAGAUCACGUCGAAAGUGAUGGUGAAUGAAAAGACGAAGAUCUGGGUGUUCCCUGAAGGCACCAGAAACAAGGACUACACCAAGCUGCUGCCUUUCAAGAGGGGCGCGUUUUCCAUGGCCGUGGCGGCGCAAGUGCCCAUCAUUCCCGUGGUCUUCUCCCCAUACUACUUCAUCAAUAAAAACAAGUACAUCUUCGAUAAAGGUCAAGUGGUAGUCCAGUGCCUGGAUCCAAUAAGCACCGAGGGUUUGACCAGCGAAGAUGUGCCAGAUCUCAUCAACCGAGUCCAUGAAAAGAUGUCAGCUGCUUACAGGGAAAUCGCCAAAGAAGUGAUAGACAAAUUGCCAGCCAAAUACCCUUUCACUUUAAAAGGAUAACUAAAAAUUAUGUUAAUUUUAAUUCUAGAUUAAUUUUAGUAUUAUUGGUUAGAUUUUUGAUCUCAUACAAAAAAAUCUAAUGGACGUAGAUUAUUCAAAAGUAGAUCUUUUUAUAUCUAAUUGAUCACAAAUUAUUAAACCACACUGUAGGUAAUGCAAUCAUGAUUAAAUAUGCUAACUUUGGAUCAAGUUGAAUAACUAUUCGUUAUGGUGAUAAUUCCGUCUGUGAAGACAGAUGAUUCUCUAUUUUAUUUUUAUUAUAUUGAUUUAAUUUAACCCUUUCAAUGAGGUUCAUUCGUUUCAGCCGAAUGACGUCCACAGCUGGACAAAGGCCCCCCAUGGAUUUCCACAACGGCCGGUCCUGCGCCGCCCGCAUCCAGGAACUUCCCGUGUUCAAUGUGGUUCAAAUCAGCGAAAAUAAUGCGAAAUCGCAUGUUUUGAAAAGAGGACAAAAAUACAAACACCAAAGAUAAUGUUAGUAGAGGCUUGAAAAACUUUUAUCUAUAACUCUAUCUUCUAUCUUAUCGUUACCUUGAAAUUGUAGUACUGUGACUGA